Sardina pilchardus (European sardine) is the source of this 532-nucleotide messenger RNA. Its product is annotated as ubiquinol-cytochrome-c reductase complex assembly factor 6. The record is from RefSeq and is a predicted model, not a curated record. The transcript has 3 exons. NCBI's taxonomy places the organism in Eukaryota, Metazoa, Chordata, Actinopteri, Clupeiformes, Clupeidae. Gene Ontology annotation, cellular component: mitochondrion. Gene Ontology annotation, biological process: mitochondrial respiratory chain complex III assembly. Bases 231 to 428 code for a protein of 65 amino acids.
UUAGUCGUUGAUUAUCUGUGGUAACUAACAGCAGCGUCUCAUAAACUAACGUAAUAGGUCUACAGCCACAAAGCUGGCUUGUGAUCUGUCAUCUGUCAGACUUGCUGUUGUUUGGAUAUCACGACCUUGUUAGUGAAUAUGUAAGAGCGAUGUAGACUAAUUGUUUUAAAGAAGACUACUUUUUGCCAUAUUCUCAUAUCGAAGAUACAUCACGGGCGCAGUCAUUCAACAUGCCAGCUGGGGUGUCAUGGCCGAGGUAUCUGCGAAUGUUAGGUGCGAGUAUACUGUCCAUGUUUGCAGGAGCGCAAGUCGUUCACCAAUACUACAGACCAGACCUGACCAUUCCUGACAUCCCACCCAAGCCAGGCGAGCUGAGGACUGAGCUGAUGGGAUUAAAACCAGUAGAAGAUAACGCUCAGGAACAAUGACAUUGUUUAUUUCUUGAUCAUUUUUACUUGUAUAUAUUUACAUACGUGUAUACAAUUAUGCUGUAUAUCUUCAUAGGCUACCUCUAUUAAAUGUAUGACAAAUA